AUGGAACGCAAAGUCUACACUACCAAACUGUCCGCUGCAGGGAAACAUUGCAUAGGGAAAGCACAAAAGAACCACGAGGCUGUGACGAAUUCAGUAGACCUAGAGCAUGAGCAUGAUUCCCAGAUACAGAAGUUGCCGCUAGAGUCCGUGAGCCACGCGGGUGUGGUGCCCUUAAUACUGCCUCUGUACAAACUGAAUCGGCAAGUUAAAGAGGCCCCCAUGCCUUACUAA
Messenger RNA from Neurospora tetrasperma FGSC 2508, 231 nucleotides. RefSeq lists its product as uncharacterized. Lineage: Eukaryota; Fungi; Ascomycota; Sordariomycetes; Sordariales; Sordariaceae. The transcript is spliced from 2 exons. Bases 1 to 231 code for a protein of 76 amino acids. The record is from RefSeq and is a predicted model, not a curated record.